UACGAUAGACGUUUAUGAAAAAUUUAUUUAAACCAAGUUUUAAGUUUAUUCAACAUGCAGUGGUGUCACAUUAGUUUUAUUUUAGUUCUAAGUUUAAUUGUUGUUGAUUUUUCCAGUGGAUUAUCAGUGAAUUCUUAUCAUGAAGAAUCCAAAGAAGAUUUUGCAAAGACUUUAUUAUCAGUUAUUGCGUUUUUUAGACAUGGCGAACGAAUACCUGACAAAAUGACAGAUUACCCAGCAAAUCCGUAUAAAAAUUAUUCAUAUUUUCCAUAUGAGUUGGGUGAUUUAACAAGAAAAGGACAAAAAACAAUGAUUGAAUUAGGACUUUUGCUUAAAAAACGAUAUAAAGCUUUUCUUGGUGAUAGAUAUUUCGGUGGAUUAAUUAGUUCAACAUCAUCUUCAUAUAUUCGAUGUCAAAUGAGUUUGCAAGCCUUGCACGCUGGUUUAUUUUGGACUAACAAUUGGAAUGCUGUCGAAGGACUUCCUUGGCAACCAAUUCCUUAUCAAACAUUACCAAUCAACAACGAUUAUGUGUCGAUUUUCAAAACUUGCCCAUCAGUUUUAACCAAUAUUACUAUUCCUGAACUUGACAUGGAAACUCAGGAAGUUUUUGAUUAUCUUAAACAACAUUCUGGAUAUGAUGAAAUAGAUUACAUGCGUGCUUUGACUAUUUUUGAUCAUACCAAAACUAACCUUGAAGUUGGAUUGGACCCACCUGAUUGGUUAAAGAAAAUUUAUCCGGAACCAUUAAAAUCUGUAGGAAUGAAGUUUUGGAAACUGGUCAUUGAUCAAAAACAAAGAAUUGGCGCCGGACCGCUUUUGCAAAGAAUCGUGCAACAUGCAGAGUUGAGUAAUCAAGGAGUAUCGAUUACUAAAAUGUUUCUUUAUGCUGGUCAUGAUAUAACAAUCCACUUUUUGUUGAAUGCUUUAAAUUCUUGGAAAAGUGAAAUUGUUGAGUAUGGUGCUUUGCUUUUGUUUGAAUUGCAUAAAAUUCAUGAUACGGUUGGGUUUAAAGUGUUUUUCCGAAAUAAUGCUGGCGGAUUGGAGGACGGAGCCAUUUACAUUCCAAAUUGCGGAUUGUUUUGUCCUCUAAAGCAGUUUAUUAAACUUGUAGAACAUACAUAUAAUCCAACAUUAAGCAAAAAUAUCACUUUGGCAGUUUAUUAAAUUUACGGCAAAAGACGCAAAUGUAAAAUUGACUUCAUGCUAAAUAAAUGUUUGUCACUAAAAUAGUUUAACAUAGUUAUAAAACUUAAAUAAAAUGUAAAUGUAUGUGUUGCUUUUACAUAUGUUGAGAGAUAUACCUCUAGAUAAUUAUUUAUUUACUUAUUUAUUUCCGUGAUCAUGAAUCAUAUAGCUGUGUGAGUCAUUACUCUACAAAUGUAUUCAUUUACACAAUUAAAUUAAAAGUUGUAUUUAAAAUUAGCUUAAUACUUUCUUUAUUACAAAGUCUGGAUGUAAAAAAACCUUUUAAAAAUACAAAUUUUUAAAUCAGUAGUACAUAA
Molecule: messenger RNA, 1505 nt
Organism: Dalotia coriaria
Lineage: Eukaryota; Metazoa; Arthropoda; Insecta; Coleoptera; Staphylinidae
Product: venom acid phosphatase Acph-1-like
Exons: 5
Coding region: 55-1167 (370 amino acids)
Biological process (GO): dephosphorylation
Molecular function (GO): phosphatase activity
Source: RefSeq, a predicted model, not a curated record